GCCAUCGCCAUCGCCACCCCAUCACCACCCCAUCGCCAUCGACUUUAACUACUAUGCCUGCACGAACCCGCACAAGCAACCAAAGUGCAGAUUUCAAAGUUUACUAUUCAACAAAGGUCCCUAAGCAGAAAGUUUUCCCACAUCGAGCGAAGAAAGUCCGUGUGAAGCCGGCGAAUAAGAAUGUGGAGGCCGAGUAUAAGCAGCUGACGUUUCAACCGGAGGCGUUGAGGAGGCGUGUCGUGGUUGAGGACUCGGAUGAGGAAGCGAAAGAAGAAGAAGAAGAAGAAGGAGAAGAAGAAGAAGAAGAAGGAGAAGAAGAAGAAGAAGUUGUGGAGCGGGCUGAAUCAAACACAUCACAAACCACGGAAAGGACGGCGAACACAAUGCUAAUGGAGAAGGGGAAGAAGCGCAAUAGCGACGUGAUAGCAAAUCCUGUGUUGGAUGGGGUUACAGCGCCCGAGACACCUGCUGCAAAACAUAGGCGGAUGUCCACAAUCAAACCCGAGAACGAUGUAGAAUCGACCGCACUCUCUGAAUCCGACGAAGAAGAGAAGAGAUUCAGACGGAGGACACAGUCCACAAUGACGCAACUCGUCAGCGGGAGGAAAUCAAGACGUGGAGAGAAGGAGCUAGAAUUCAAACCUGUGAAGAGGAUGGGCGCGGGUAGGAGCAAAGGGGUACAGCCGAAGGGGAAGAGUGACUCUCAGAGGACGCUGACACAGAUGAUACCUGGUUUGAUUCCUCUCAGUUCUGGCUGGGAGGAUGAGGAGAAUGGUGAGGAGAUACCGCCGUAUCUUGCUGGGAGUAUGACGGUUCAAGACUACGACGAUGAAGAGAGCGACACAUACAAUCCUGCUCUUAGGCGACGUCUGCCUCAGCCCGGGGUCUUUAGGCCUGUCGAAGAAGAUGGUGAAGAUAUUGCGGCACACUCGGCUCUCCAUCGAAGGGUUCCACUCGGUGAUGCAGAUGAAGGAACCAGAGAGAGCCAAUUGGUGUCCCACGGGAUUUUCCUUCUUAGUGAUGUAGAGGACGAAGAAGUCAAUGAGAGACAUUUAGCAGCUCACGGGAUCUUUCCACUUGAGGACGAUGAGGACGACGAGUACCAACCUACCCAAAUCGUUCACGCCCCAGUGAAGAGAAAACGAACGUCACGACAUCCACCACCCCAGGAGAAUAUCAAACCUACCCGGACUCCCCAUGGAAAGCUGGCUGUGCGGAAUCCGAAAAAGUCAAGAUUCAGCCUCUUGUCCACGCCUCAAAGGCGCAGAGUCACGGAAAUAGCUUCUUCACAAUCUCCGCCAAAUACACCCCUGUCUACUCAAUCCUUUACUGAGAAUAUGAGUCGGUCACCUUUGAAAGAGCGAUCGAACAAUACAGUCCAAGAUACACCAUCGAAACGUAUAAAUGUAACCUUUCAAACACCAGCGAAGAUCUCGAAACUAACGACCCCAUCUAAGCGAAGGUUCGCAAGUGGGAUCGUUCCAGACUCUGAUGAAGAAGAGGAAGAUGUUUGGAGUGAACACCAAGACUCUUUUAAAAGCCUAGCCAUUGGGGCGGAGACGCAAGCCAUGGUUCACGGUAUCGAUCAUCUGGUCCAAACUAGGCAUGUGGGAGCGGAGACUCAAGCUAUUCUAAUACAAAUCGAUCAGGCAUGUGCGAAUGCGGAAGAGGAUGCGGCUUGGAAUACUAGAGACCUAUCACCAGAGCUAGGGAAUUGGAGCCUUGGAGAUCGUAGUGGUGAUGCCCCGCGAGAGCUUGAAAGAUAUUAUGUCCCGGCAAACAUGAAAGCGGGAACAGGCCCCCAGAGUCACCUUACUUCUCCAGUACAUGUUAAGAAAGAAUCUAUGGAUGAGGAGUUGCUGGAUCUAUCCAAUAACGGUGAAGACCCCAAACCUAGUCCAGGGCCUCAUGAGGCCGAGCCUACCAAACGACUUCGUCUCACGCAGCAUAACAAUGUCUCUACCGACCUCAACGGCCUUCUAAUCCAAGUCCCACGUUCUCCAUCCCCUGCGCACCCAGAAACUCAGCGUUCUCACUCCAGCAAAGCCGAACAUCAACUCCAAAGCGAAUGGCAAUCAUACUCACAAUUUCGACCCCAAACUUCACUACCAUCUAGCCUCCAUGAUGCACUAGAAGCAUUUGGUUAUCAACCAACUCCCUUUCCAGCGCCUAUGUCAAGGCCAGGAAGUAUCCCAUCAUCCACAUCGAUGACAAAUUUGAGCCAGGCUACAACGGUGGACGGCACACAGAUGGUUCCAAAUAAGCGAAUCGUGACUCCUAGGAAAACAAUGCUGCAUUCACAACUCAUCGCUAGUGAUCCAACGCCUACAAAGACACCAAGUAGGGCUUCCAGUUCCCAGCCAUUUGUCUCUCCGCUAAGACCACUACCUUUAAUCAUACCAUCGAGUUUCCCAAGUCCGGGGCAGGCCGGAAUGCCAGAUUGGAGUACCCCCGUAUUGGCGAGAGAUGCGUUCGGGACAUCGAACCAGUGGGCGGACAGUGUGGACGACUUUAGCAUUCCACCCCGUCCGCCACUGGAGGACGACGACUGUGAUAAGUAAUUUGGGGUUAGUAAGGGGUAUUGUAGAUAGUCUUCGAUUCGGA
Molecule: messenger RNA, 2604 nt
Organism: Lindgomyces ingoldianus
Lineage: Eukaryota; Fungi; Ascomycota; Dothideomycetes; Pleosporales; Lindgomycetaceae
Exons: 1
Coding region: 54-2561 (835 amino acids)
Source: RefSeq, a predicted model, not a curated record